AUGUUGGCACGGCGUACAUGCAGCGUCUCAGCCGGCGGCACGCAAAAGCUGCGUUGCGGCCAUGGCGGACAAAGUAUCGCGCUCAGUGCGAAGAGGCAGCGCCCGCCCGAAACAUUCCAAGCACCCCCAUCACGCUCCAGGGAUCCGAGCUCGACGCCGUUUUUGUCUCUCCCACCCCCCGCGGGCAGCAAGCUCAUGUACCAAGUAUCUGGCGAGUACCAGCCCGCAGCUGCUGGCCGCGCAUAUGCUGGCAUCGUCAAGGAGCGCUCCAAGCAUGCAUUUACGAGCAGCGGGUGGCUUUGCAGGGACGGUAACGGGACAGCUGCGUGCCAGCCCUGCGGUCAAGCCAAGCUGCGGCCCUGUGCCGACUGCAACGACGGAGCAGGCCGGGAAGGGCUUCUCGCUCAGUCCAUGAUCUGA
This is a messenger RNA of Trichoderma gamsii, 420 nucleotides long. RefSeq lists its product as hypothetical. The coding region runs from base 1 to 420 and encodes 139 amino acids. The record is from RefSeq and is a predicted model, not a curated record. The transcript has a single exon. NCBI's taxonomy places the organism in Eukaryota, Fungi, Ascomycota, Sordariomycetes, Hypocreales, Hypocreaceae.